This is a messenger RNA of Misgurnus anguillicaudatus (oriental weatherfish), 1539 nucleotides long. It is a transcript of the gene mtrf1l, whose product is annotated as mitochondrial translational release factor 1-like. Gene Ontology annotation, molecular function: translation release factor activity. The record is from RefSeq and is a predicted model, not a curated record. Gene Ontology annotation, biological process: mitochondrial translational termination. Lineage: Eukaryota; Metazoa; Chordata; Actinopteri; Cypriniformes; Cobitidae. Gene Ontology annotation, cellular component: mitochondrion.
GAAGAUGACAACGCGUACAGGAGCAGAUGAUGUACAAGUACAUGUGAAGAUUCUUGUGUGAUGGAUGUCAACAGUAUGCUGCAUUAAAUGUGUUUGGAUUGUAAAACUUUUCAAAGGUAAAUUUAAUGCUUUACCUUUCAUCGCAAGUACAGCACUCGAGUAAAGAUGGCUGUCGGUCGCUUUUGUAAAUCUCUUUCAUGUGCAAGCAGACAGCUGCUGAAUGUGACACAACUCAGAACAAUCACAACACGCACAAAUGACAUUAGUGGAUCGGUUUGCAGACAUCCAACCAUUCACAGGACUGUUAGCACAUUAAAACAGCUUAAAAAUGCAAAUACCAGAGCCAUACAUACAACACAGCCAGUGAUGGUCACGAAGAUUCUGUCUGUGGAUGAGAUCUUCAGCAAAAAGUCUUUGCAUGACUAUCUGAAAAAGAAGGAAAUUGAAUAUAAUUUGUGUUUGGACGCUGUCAGUAUGGAUAAACAGUCUGUGGAUGAUGAAGACAUAAAAAUAAAGAGGAAUAAUCUGUCUGUACUAGCUCCUCUGAUUCAAAAUAUCAAAGAGUUGGAGGAGAAACAGAAGGAAUUGGAGGACACACAGGACUUGUUGAAAGAUAACGACCCAGACUUGCAUGAUCUUGCAGAGACCGAGAGCCAGGCUUGUUUAGCAGCCAUUCAGGAUUUAAAGUUGAAGAUUUUAUCUCUUCUGAUCCCAGAUGAAGAAUCAGAUAUGAGUGACAUGGUCCUAGAGAUCACUGCUGGGGUCGGAGGUCAAGAAGCAAUGCUGUUUACUGCAGAGAUAUUUGAUAUGUAUCAAAACUUUGCAUCUUUCAAUGGCUGGGGCUUUGAGGUCCUAGAGGUCAUGUCUAGUGAACUAGGGGGUGUCAGACAUGCUACAGCCAGUAUCAGUGGUCCACUAAGCUAUAAAAAGUUGAAGUUUGAAGCAGGUGUCCAUCGUGUGCAGAGAGUCCCAAAAACAGAGAAGCAAGGUCGCAUGCACACCAGCACCAUGACUGUGGCCGUACUUCCCCAACCCACCGAGAUCUCAUUUACCAUUAACCCUAAAGAUCUGAGAAUAGAGACAAAGAGAGCCAGUGGAGCAGGAGGACAGCAUGUAAACACCACUGACAGCGCUGUGAGGCUUCUUCAUCUGCCAACAGGAAUCGUUGCUGAAUGUCAGCAGGAACGUUCCCAGAUAAAGAACAAGGAGAAAGCCAUGACGCUACUGCGAGCCAAACUCUACAGCGCCAGACUAGAGGAAGAGACCAGCAAGAGAUACAACGCUCGAAAACUCCAGAUUGGCACCAGAGGAAGGUCUGAGAAGAUCAGGACAUAUAAUUUCUCCCAGGACAGGAUCACAGACCACAGGAUCGGAAAGACCAUACACGACGUCCAUGGAUUUUUGCAAGGAGAGGAACUGCUGGAGGAGAUGAUUGUGUCUCUGCAACAGUUUUCCGAGCAAGAAUCCCUCAUGGAUAUACUCAAAGACAAUGAUUAUAAUUAAUCGAGUUUUGUGGCAAUAAAGGAAUGUGUAAAAGUU